AUGAUCUUGGCAAUAAUCUUCUUCACCACUGCAUGGCUUGUGGUCCUGGGAGUCAGUGUAUGGGUUCUCCUAAAAGAGAUCUUCAUUGUUCAUGUUCCUCUUGGCAUGCCCCACCGACUGAGAUUUCACAUUCUACACUACUUAUUCCAGCUGACAAUAACAUUGGGGAAUUUACUGGAGAAGAUGAAAAUUUGCAGUAUGCCCCGCUUUUUCUGCUUUAUACAAGACCUUUUGGUGACAAAGAACAGCUCUGGAGUGUUGGUGAAGAACCUGCAUUUCGGCUCAAUCCCUGUGAGGCUGUUUCAGCCAAAGGCAGCCUGCUGUGGUCCACGGAGAGGCAUUAUCUUCUACCAUGGAGGAGGCGGCAUGUUUGGUGGCCUGGAUUGUUACCACAACGUGUGCAGUUAUCUGGCCCAGGAGACAGAUUCAGUGCUGCUGUCAGUGGGAUACCGCAAGGUCCCUGGCUACCAUCACCCUGCUGCUUUCCAGGAUUGCCUCAAUGCCACUAUCCACUUCUUGAAAGACCUGAAAACCUAUGGGGUAGACCUUGCCCGGGUGGUAGUUAGUGGAGAGAGCAUUGGAGCUGGGGCUGCAGCCGUCAUUGCCCAGAUACUAUUGGACAGACAAGAUCUUCCCCAGUUUCGGGCUCAGGUUUUGAUUAAUCCAGUCAUCCAGGGGGUCAAUUUUCAGUUACCAUCUUACCAACAGUAUCAAAAUUCUCCUUUUCUGUCUAGGAAAUUUUUGAUGACUUGUGUAUGUAAGUAUUUAGCCAUUGACCUUUCCUGGAUUGAUGCCAUGUUAAAAGGUACUUUUAUACCCCCAGACAGUUGGAAGAAGUAUGAGAAAUGGCUCAGCUCUGACAACAUCCCCCAAAGGUUCAAGAGCCAUGGCUCACAACCUGAUUUUCCUGGACCUUUUAAUGAAACUGCCUAUUUGGAAAUCAACCGUGUUUUCAAUUCAGAAAUUUCACCUCUACUGGCAGAUGACAAGGUCAUUGCUCGGCUUCCUGAAGCAUUCAUGGUGAGCAGCGAAUAUGAUGUUCUCCGUGAUGACACCUUGCUCUACAAGAAGCGCUUGGAGGACCAGGGGGUCCCUGUGACCUGGUGUCACCUGGAAGAUGGCUUUCAUGGAUCCAUACUUUUAUUUGAUAAGAACAUUUUCUCUUUUCCUUGUUCACAUAAACUUAUGAGUUCUACAGUCAGUUUUAUAAAGGGCAUUUGA
Messenger RNA from Psammomys obesus (fat sand rat), 1221 nucleotides. Its product is annotated as arylacetamide deacetylase-like 4 family member 1. Gene Ontology annotation, molecular function: hydrolase activity. The coding region runs from base 1 to 1221 and encodes 406 amino acids. The transcript has 4 exons. NCBI's taxonomy places the organism in Eukaryota, Metazoa, Chordata, Mammalia, Rodentia, Muridae. The record is from RefSeq and is a predicted model, not a curated record.